Messenger RNA from Microthlaspi erraticum, 1074 nucleotides. NCBI's taxonomy places the organism in Eukaryota, Viridiplantae, Streptophyta, Magnoliopsida, Brassicales, Brassicaceae. The record is from the annotation of a GenBank genome assembly.
AUGGCUUUGUGUCAUUCAACUAUUGUUUCGCAUGGCAAUACUCUUCCGUUUAGUAGAUUUACAAAGCUUCAUCAUCUAAGCUCACCUUUUGCUUCUUUGCAACUUAAGAGAUUAGAGUCUUCUUCUUCUCUUCUACCACCAUCAGCUGCAGCAGCUUCAUCGGCGGCGUCGUUUCCUUACUUUCCGAUGGACGUUGAAAAUCUCCGGCGAGAAUUCUCCGGCCAUGGAGCCACUUUCGAAGAUAUUGGUGAGACAUGUAUUGCCAAACUGAAAUUGGACAAUGGAAGUUCAGCCAAUGUGAUGUUGACACGCGGCAUGGUAACCUCCUACAAAGUCAAAGUCUGGCACGGAGGCAAAGUGGAGCUUCUCCACACAUGGGUCGAACAAGAACAAGAAGAAGAGGUAGUGAUAAGAGGAGGUGUUUCUUCUGCAUUUAACUCAUCUGAUUAUGAUGAAUGGAGACUACAAGGGAUCACUGGAGAUUCAAGCGAUUGUGUUAAAGUGGAAUUGAGAAGAAGUGACAAGAUCAACAAAGAGAUUGAGAUGAAACAGAUUAUAACUCUGAGAGGAGAAACACUGAGCAUUGAGCUUUGUGUGACAAACGAAAGCAUUUCACCGAUCAAGCUUGAAGGUUGUUCACUUGUAAGUUAUUUGACAGUGAGCACACCAGAAGCCACGUAUGCAGUUGGACUGGAAGGUUCAGAUUUUGUGGAAACGAAACCGUUUCUUCCGCGUUACGGGAUAGUUGAAGCUGAGGAGAAGGAGGAAGAAGAAAGAUCAGGGAUUGGUGGGGAAGAAGAGAGCAAUUACAAACAGUUGGAUCAAGAGAUGAGUAGGAUCUACACAUUUGCUCCAAGGAGCUUCACUGUCAUUGACAGGGGAAGAAGAAACUCUGUGGUAGUGGGAAGAGAAGGAUUUGAGGAAGUGUAUAUGUACAGUCCAGGUUCAAGACUUGAAAGCUACACAAAGUCUGCUUAUGUCUGUAUUGGACCAUCCUCCUUGCUCAAUCCAAUCUCUUUGGAACCUGGUUCUGUCUGGAGUGGUUUCCUACAUCUUCACAAUCCUAAUUCUUAA